AUGACCAGUAGUAUAGGCGAUGUAACAAAUCCAGGUUUGAUAGAUAAAUCUAUAAAGUUACUCAAGUUUACAGCAAAUUUGUCGGUUAAUUGGCUUGCUAAAGUUAUGAUUAAUUAUAUCAAGAUAAAUGAAUUAUGCAGGCUAAUAUCAGUUCGACAAGGUAACCACGAUGAUACUCCAGAGCCCUCAAAGUUCGAGCAGGAAUUAAUGUUGUUGGAUGACAUCGAAACUGAAGAUAUAGCUUUGGUGGACGAAAGUUCUGCUUUGUCUCAUCUGGACUUGCUAACGAAUUCGCAUUGGCCAAGACGUAGGUUGGAGAAGUUGGAUCCAAAUAAGGACAAUAUUAUUUUCCAGCAGUUUGAUGUGUCACAUUAUAAAGGUGAACAUUUAACUGGUAUGCCUGGUGCUACUCAAAGUCCUGUACCAAUUAUACGUUUGUUUGGUAUAACUGAAAAGGGUCAUAGUGUAUGCGCGCAUGUGCAUGGUUUUCUACCAUAUUUCUAUGUACCAGCACCGAAAGAUUUUUCAACAGAUCAUUUGAAUGCUUUUCGUGAAGCCUUAAAUUCUAUGUUAUUGAAAGAGAAAUCAAAAGAGUUUGAAGGAUUACAACACCUCGUACUUAGAGUUACAUGUGAAGAGAAACGAAAUGUAUACGGUUUUCAUGGAAAUCGUAGUCUACCAUUUCUUCGUAUUACUUUGGCAUUGCCACGUUUAAUUGCACCAGCUAAACGUAUAUUAGACAAUGGUUUAUCAUUUGCUGAUUAUUCAUUACAAUCAUAUCCUGCUUUUGAAGCGAAUAUUGACUUUGAAAUACGUUUUAUGACGGAUACACAAAUGACUGGAUGUAGUUGGGUUGAAGCACCAGCACAGAAAUAUCACUUGAGAGAUUCAACAAAGAAAUCGGAUGAUGUGAAAAAAUCCAUAAAUCAGAAAUCAAAUCAUUCUGUUAGUGCCUCAACGACCUCUACUAUAGAUGGUUAUAGUAGUGGUUCAAAAAAUGGUGUUAAUGAUCACUCAACAUUGUUAACUAGUCAAACAAGAUGUCAAAUUGAGUUUGAUAUAGCAUGGGAUGCUUUGAUUGUUCAUUCACCUGAAGGUCAAUGGAGUAAUAUUGCACCAUUACGUGUACUAAGUUUUGAUAUUGAAUGUGCCAGUCGUAAAGGUGUAUUCCCUGUACCCGAUAAAGAUCCAGUUAUACAGAUUGCUAAUAUGGUUACUAACUAUGGGGAAACAACACCAUUUAUACGUAAUGUAUUCACAUUGAAUACAUGUGCACCAAUUGUUGGUUCACAAGUUAUUUGCCAUCAAACGGAAGAAGAACUGUUAGCUAAUUGGUCAGUGUUUGUGCGUGAAGUUGAUCCAGAUAUAAUCACUGGUUAUAAUAUACAAAAUUUCGAUCUGCCUUAUCUUAUUAAUCGUGCUAAAACCUUAAAAGUUGAUGGUUUUGAAUUUCUUGGUCGUAUACGUGGUGCACGUUCUACAAUACGGGAAGCUAUAACUCAAUCAAAACAAAUGGGUCGUAGAGAAAAUAAAUUUGUAAAUAUUGAUGGACGUGUACAGUUUGAUUUAUUGCAGAUAUUAUUUCGUGAUUAUAAACUUCGAAGUUAUACAUUGAAUGCAGUUAGUUAUCAUUUCCUUGAAGAGCAAAAAGAAGAUGUACAUCAUAAUGUUAUUACUGACUUACAAAAUGGUGAUGCUCAAACACGAAGACGUUUAGCUGUUUAUUGUUUAAAAGAUGCUUAUUUACCAUUACGUUUAUUAGAUAAAUUAAUGUGUAUUGUAAAUAAUAUUGAAAUGGCUCGAGUUACUGGUGUACCAUUAACAUACCUACUUACUCGGGGUCAACAAGUCAAGGUUGUGUCUCAAUUAUUGCGUAAAGCCCAUGAACAUGGUUAUUUAUUGCCAACAUAUCAGUCGCAACAGGGUGAUGAAUUCGUUGGUGCAACUGUACUGGAACCACGCAAAGGUUUUUAUAAUGAACCGAUAGCUACAUUAGAUUUUGCUAGCCUAUAUCCAAGUAUAAUGAUGGCUCAUAAUCUAUGUUAUACAACUUUGUUACAAGUGAAUACAACACCGCAUGGUUCAACGGGUGGCGGUAUUCAAGCACUUGUUCAGCGUUAUAAUUUAACUGAUGAAGAUUAUAUUAAAACACCGACUGGAGCGUAUUUUGUUAAAUCACAUAUCUGUCAUGGUAUUUUACCGGAAAUUUUACAACAGCUUUUAAGUGCCAGAAAAAAAGCUAAAGCUGAACUUGCUAAAGAAACUGAUCCAUUACGUAAACGUGUUUUAGAUGGACGUCAAUUAGCAUUAAAAAUUAGCGCUAAUUCUGUUUAUGGAUUUACUGGUGCACAAGUUGGUAAACUACCUUGUUUAGAAAUAUCAGCUUCUGUUACAUCAUUUGGACGUUUAAUGAUUGAACAAACAAAAUUACAUGUUGAAAAUAAAUUCAAUAUUGCUAAUGGUUAUAAACAUGAUGCUGUGGUUAUUUAUGGUGAUACAGAUUCAGUGAUGUGUAAAUUUGGUGUAUCCACAGUAACGGAAGCUAUGGAAAUAGGUCGUAAAGCUGCUGAAAUCAUAUCUGAAGAAUUUCCUAAACCAAUUCGAUUAGAAUUUGAAAAGGUGUAUUGUCCAUAUUUAUUGAUCAAUAAAAAACGUUAUGCUGGUUUAUAUUUUACAAAACCAGAUCGACACGAUAAAAUGGAUUGUAAAGGUAUUGAAACUGUACGUCGUGAUAAUAGUCCAUUGGUGGCUAAUUUAAUCAAUGCAUGUUUAGAACGUAUAUUGAUUGAUCGUGAUCCAAAUGCAGCGAUUAGUUAUGCUCAAUCAGUAAUCUCAGAUUUAUUAUGCAAUCGUAUUGAUAUUUCACAAUUAGUUAUUAGUAAAGAAUUAACUAAAACCGAUGAAGAAUACACUGGUAAACAAGCUCAUGUAGAAUUAGCUGCAAAAAUGCGUAAACGUGAUCCAGGUUCAGCGCCAAAUUUAGGCGAUCGUGUACCUUAUGUAAUUACUGCUGUGGGUGGGAAAAAUACAGCAGCUUAUGCAAAAGCUGAAGAUCCUCUUUAUGUAUUAGAGCAUAAUAUACCGAUUGAUACAAAAUAUUAUUUAGAAAAUCAAUUAGCUAACCCUUUACUACGUAUAUUUGAACCAAUUUUAGGUGAAGUAAAAGCAAAAUCUGUACUGUUAAAUGGCGAACAUACACGUGUAAAAGCUGUGGUACACUCUACUGUUGGACAAUUAUCAGCUUUUACAAAAGUACGUGCAUCAUGUAUUGGAUGUAGAACAUUAUUACCUGCUGAUAAAACAGACGCAGCUUUAUGUAAAUAUUGUGAAUCACGUGCAUCAGAAAUUUAUCAAAAAGAAAUUGUACAAUUAAAUUUAUUAGAGAAAAAAUUCACUUCUUUAUGGACAGAAUGUCAACGUUGUCAACAAAGUAUACAUGAAGAAGUUAUAUGUACCAGUCGAGAUUGUCCAAUUUUUUAUAUGCGAAUGAAAUCCCGUAAAGAUGUCGAUGAAGCAUAUAAAACAAUUCAACGUUUUGGUAAUCCUAAUUGGUAAAUCAAAAAGAAAAAAGAGUCACAUUCAUUAAACUGAACUGAACUGAACUGAACUGAACUAGUCUAAUGUUAUUGUAAAGAGAGAAAACAAAACAAAAACAAGGAAACAAUAACAAUAAUUCAACCAUAUCAUUUUACCAAUAACUAGAAUACAUUUUCUCUCAGGUUUGUUUGUUGUUUUGUUUUGGUUUUUAAGUUGACUCUUAUUCCAGAGCUCAAAUCUUCUUCUUAUUAUUAUAAAUUUUUUGCCCUAAAGAUUUUUUUAUUUUUAUUAUGAAAAGUGCAUUUUCAAAAUUAUUGUACUUUAUAUUGAAUUGUUUAAUACAAUUUUUUUUGUUUUGUUUAUUAUAGUGUAAUUUAUAUUGAUGAAUAUAGUUAAAGUUGGAACAAUUAGGCGGCAAAACUAUAAUUUAUGAAUAAAUCAAUCUGAAUUUUGACAUGAAA
Schistosoma spindalis is the source of this 3998-nucleotide messenger RNA. NCBI's taxonomy places the organism in Eukaryota, Metazoa, Platyhelminthes, Trematoda, Strigeidida, Schistosomatidae. The record is from the annotation of a GenBank genome assembly.